CUCAUGUUUAGUGUUUCAAGUUUUGUUGGUUUAUGAGCGUUUUCUCGUUUUCCAGUGGCGACUACGCCUUCCUUUCUUCAUCCUCACAUCCACAAAAUACAAUCUUUCUCGUAUAUUCGCAUAUACGACACAAUCUGUUUCCAUUUCACAGAAAGCUGUUACCUUUCUCCAAAUUUAUUCUCUCUCUCUAAUCCACAUACAGAGAUUGGGAUUCUGUGUCCAUGGCUUCCAUAUCUUCACCUUCUCCACCUCCCAAUCUUCACUUCCCAAGCCCCAAAUUUUCUUCUUCUUUACCAUUGAGAUCACCCUCUUCCCUUCCCUUCUCUUUGCAUUCACAUCAUUCCCUUUCUGCUGAUGCCACUGCCCUUUGCCGGUGCGUCAAUCCGGCCUCUGGGUCUCCGUCGCCGUCCGAUGACUCCGUUAACCGGGGAUGGGACUCGAUGCUCCAGGAUGUAGUUAGAAACGCCAUCAAGCGGUUCGAUUCUUACGUGAAUUCUCUUCGGAACGAGGCUCUGGCUGCCGGUGUGGCUGAGAAGGAUGGCUCGGAAAAGGAGAAUCGUGAACCCGAAAAUGAGGAAUGGGAUUGGGAUCGAUGGCGCAAGCAUUUUCAGGAUAUUGAUGAGCAGGAGCGUCUCGUCUCAAUUCUCAAGUCUCAGUUAAGCCGUGCUGUGCACGUGGAGGAUUAUGAUGACGCUGCUAGGCUUAAGGUGGCAAUUGCUGCUGCAGCUACUAGUGACAGUGUUGGAAGAGUGAUAUCCCAUCUCAAUAAAGCCAUAGAGGAAGAGCGGUACAGUGAUGCAGCUUUUCUAAGAGAUAAAGCUGGUGCUGGACUUGUAGGUUGGUGGGCCGGCAUUUCAAAAGAUGCUAAUGAUCCGCAUGGUCUAAUUAUUCGUAUAACUCCAGAGCAUGGAAGAUAUGUGGCAAGGAGUUAUAGUCCUAGGCAACUUGCUACAUCUGCUGCUGGUGUUCCUUUGUUUGAAAUUUUUCUUACAGUGAAUAAGAAAGGUGAAUAUAAGUUGCAGGCUGUUUACUUAAAGCGGAGAGGUGGUGCCCAGACCUCCCCAGUAGCGUCCUCUAAGGCAUCAAAUGCUGCUGAGAGAUUGGGUUCCGUGGAGUCACCUGAAGGCAGAAGUGAGCUCUUUGUCGUGAGUACUGAGGAUCCUGAGAGUGGUGAUGAUAAGGAUGAUGGCUCAGACCCAGCUGAGGGAAUGCCCGGAUUCCAGAAUGUCUUGAAGGAUAUGAUUCCUGGUGUAAAGGUGAAGGUUUUGAAAGUGACAGCUUCGGAGAAGGUAGACAAGGAUCUAAUAUCUAAGGUGAUUGAACAGAUAAUUGAGGAAGAAGAAGAUGAAGAUCUUGAUGAAGAUGAAGAGGAAGACGAAGAGGAAGAGAAGGAAAAUGAAACUGAAAGUCUGGAAAUUGAAGAUGUUAAGUCUGAAAGUGACCAGGAGGGAGAUGAUGAUAUUGAAAUUAAUACUAGUCCUGAAACCAUUGGACGUGAGGAGCAGAAUGAAAUUGCAGUUAAGCUUGUCAUCGGUGGUCUUGCUCAGAAACUUUCCAGUAAUUUAUCUGCUAGAGAUUUACUUCGGGUUCCUGCCAAGCUGGAGAAUGGACGUGGUUUAUUUUCAUUCACUGUAGAAAAAGAAGGCAACCAGCGGGAUGGUCAUGGCAAAGGGAAAUCUUCAUCAGAUAGAUCAAUUAAGUUUCAAGGUCAACGCUCUGUUGAUCAUGUUAUGUUUGAUCUUGCCAAGUUUAUUGGUAGGGGAAAGGUGCCCUCUAAGGUUCUGAAAGACGUAGGAGAAUUAAUAAGUCUUACUCUUAGCCAAGCUCAGAACCACCAACCAUUAUCUGGCUCUACUGUUUUCAAUCGUAUUGAAAUACCAGCUUCUACAGAUCCUUUAAAUGGUUUGUACAUUGGUGCGCAUGGUCUUUAUUCCUCAGAAGUCAUUCAACUUAGACGUAGAUUUGGUCAGUGGCAAGAAGAAGGUGGGGCUAGGGGACAUUCAGAUGUUGAGUUUUAUGAGUAUGUAGAAGCAUUUAAAUUAACUGGGGACCCUUAUGUACCAGCUGGCCAGGUAGCAUUUCGUGCAAAAGUCGGAAAGAGGUAUCAGCUUCCUCAUAAAGGGAUAAUUCCAGAAGAGUUUGGUGUGAUUGCUCGGUAUAAAGGUCAAGGAAGGCUUGCCGAGCCAGGGUUUCGGAAUCCACGAUGGGUUGAUGGUGAACUGGUGAUCCUAGAUGGGAAGUACAUUAAAGCAGGGCCAGUUGUUGGAUUUGUGUACUGGGCCCCUGAGUAUCAUUUUUUGGUCUUCUUCAACCGGCUUAGGCUUCAACCUUAGAGUUUCAUUGUACAUAAUUUCAUAAACGUGCAAAUUCUUCAGAUUUUCUUAGAAUUACCAUACUUAGUGGCGAAUUCUGAAAGCUGCUUCUUUUUUCUGGGAAGGUUCCGGUCAUUGCUGAUUGUUGACCACUCUUUAGUCUUGAGACGGAAAGGGGACAUCAUUAGUCACUGCUGGAUCUUCCGAGUGAGGCAUCUGUCACAUAAUUUUAACUUGUAAUAGCUGUUUUAUCCGAGCCAACAUCAAUUUUCUAUGAUGCAGGCUGCAUUUUUAUUUUAUUUUCUGUACAGCUUUUGAAGAAUUUUGUCUCAGCUUCCUUCCGAGCAUCAUAAAAAAUGGGAAUUUGGCUUCUUGCUGUCUGGUUCUAACUUAAGUAUGGCAGACCGGGGCAUCAUAAACUUAGAUGGUGGAGCUUUGACUAACUGUAGGUUGAAGGAAGAAUAUGGAAAAGACCAGAACAAAGGCAUAAUGUAUUGGUUUCUUCACUGCCAAAUCCUGUUCUUAAAGAUAGAAUGUAUGCUUGCUUAGCAUAUGCAGGUUUCCAUUCUAUUUUGAUCUUUUUUUUUUCAAAGGAUUAAACUUAAUGCCUUUACAUAUGUUCCCAUAAAGUCAAAAUAAGUAUCAUAUUUAUGUCAGGAGUUGACUGAUAUAAGGGCAUAAUCUUAUCAGUGAAGUAGGCAUUUAGGCAGAUUGGAUCCCUAAAGAAGCAACUAGAUAUUGGAUUUCAUGUCUUACAUGAAGUUGAAGUUUGAGAAAUAGUUCCAUUAUCAA
Messenger RNA from Neltuma alba, 3104 nucleotides. Its product is annotated as protein EXECUTER 1, chloroplastic. Bases 222 to 2333 code for a protein of 703 amino acids. Gene Ontology annotation, biological process: singlet oxygen-mediated programmed cell death; response to singlet oxygen. Gene Ontology annotation, cellular component: thylakoid membrane. The record is from RefSeq and is a predicted model, not a curated record. Lineage: Eukaryota; Viridiplantae; Streptophyta; Magnoliopsida; Fabales; Fabaceae. The transcript is spliced from 12 exons.